UCGCCUCUCCCCUUCCCCUUGUUGUUUCCCUCGACUCGAGGCCUCGACCCACCCGCACCCGGCGCGGGCCGCGCCAUUCGAGUCAAACAAGCCAACCACCGCCAGUGCCAGUCCCUCGACCUCGAGUAAAAGAAGCGGGCAGGAAUCUCGGCCAGGUUCCCGGCCGGCGCGUGGCGCGCAGCUGCGGUGCGGCGUGGCGCCCUUUAUCGACCGUCCGUCCGGCUUACACAUAAUAAUGGUGAGCGGCGGCGCUGGCGCCGGCACGGGGGAUGAGAGCGCGCGCGGGCGAGGGGGCGGCGGCGGCGCGGCGCUGCUGGGCGCGUACGAGCUGGGGCGGACGGUCGGGGAGGGCAACUUCGGCAAGGUGAAGCAGGCGCGGCACCGCGGCACGGGCGCGCUCUUCGCCAUCAAGAUCCUGGACCGAGCCCGCGUCCUCUCCCAGCGCAUCGGCGACCAGAUACGCCGCGAGAUCGCCACGCUCAAGCUGCUCCGCCACCCCAACGUCGUCCGCCUGCACGAGGUUGCUGCUAGCAAGACCAAGAUUUACAUGGUGCUCGAGUUCGUCAACGGCGGUGAACUGUUCGACAGGAUUGCCAUCAAGGGAAAACUCUCGGAGGAAGAAGGGAGGAGGCUAUUUCAACAGCUGAUCGAUGGUGUCAGCUACUGCCACGAAAAGGGCGUCUACCACAGAGACCUCAAGCCUGAGAACGUUCUUGUUGACCGAAAGGGCAACGUCAAGAUCUCUGAUUUUGGCCUCAGUGCUUUACCACAACAUCUCGGGAAUGAUGGGUUGCUGCAUACGACCUGUGGUAGCCCCAAUUACAUUGCCCCUGAGGUUCUGCAGAACAGAGGAUACGAUGGAUCCUUGUCAGAUAUCUGGUCUUGUGGAGUUAUUCUUUAUAUGAUGCUCGUAGGAUACCUUCCAUUUGAUGACCGAAAUAUCGUUGUUCUUUAUCAGAAGAUUUUCAAGGGUGACACUCAGAUCCCAGAGUGCCUUUCUCCUGGGGCACAAAAUCUUCUCCAGAGGAUUCUUGAGCCCGAUCCGAUGAAGCGGAUCACAAUGGCUGAGAUCAAGGCGCAUGAAUGGUUCCAGAAGGAUUAUGUUCCUGCAGUUCCAUUCGACAACGAUGAUGAAGAUUCACAGCUUGACCUGGUUCUUCCAGUCAAGGAGGAAAUUAGUCCAUCACCUGGGGAUAAGACUACUCAUCAGAUCAAUGCUUUUCAGUUGAUUGGAAUGGCAUCAUCCCUUGACCUUUCAGGGUUUUUCGAGGAAGAGGACGUGACACAAAGGAAGAUCAGAUUCACAACAACACACCCACCCAAGGAUUUGUUUGACAAGAUUGAACAUUCUGCAAGCGAAAUGGGCUUCCAAGUACAGAGGGGGCACGGCAAGCUCAAAGUGACGCAAAACUGCACUGGAGCAAAGAAUCCUAAAAACCCUGCUUCAUUUCUUGUCUGCACCGAGGUGUUUGAGCUUGGCCCCUCCUUGUACGUCGUAGAGCUCAAGAAGUCCCAUGGAGACCCUGCAUUGUACAGGCAGCUUUGCGAGAGGAUCUGCAGUGACCUGGACGUGCUGAUGGAGCAGAUGAUGGAGCAGAUCUUCGGGACACAGCCGGUUGCCAAUGAUCUUGCGAGCUUGGACAGUCGAUCCGGGACGCAUUUGGUGGCGUUGUGACGAAGUCUGCCCGCUGCCGUGGUGUAGCGUGAGAUCUAGGGAAGACGGAGCAGUUCAGCUGCAAUGCAGCUAGGAACGAGUGUACUGUAAGUAGGAUCAUAAUUCGCCUGAAAAUAGGGGAGAUGUUAAAAUAGUGCAGGAUCAUUCAGUGUAAAAAAGCAUCAGCCACUGACGUCAAACCGAAUGUCAAAUCUAAUAAAUGGAUUGUAUUCGGUGGCAUACAUCCAUCAAGAGCUAA
Messenger RNA from Panicum hallii, 1913 nucleotides. Its product is annotated as CBL-interacting protein kinase 17-like. NCBI's taxonomy places the organism in Eukaryota, Viridiplantae, Streptophyta, Magnoliopsida, Poales, Poaceae. Gene Ontology annotation, biological process: protein phosphorylation; signal transduction. The record is from RefSeq and is a predicted model, not a curated record. The transcript is spliced from 12 exons. Gene Ontology annotation, molecular function: protein kinase activity; ATP binding. Bases 236 to 1675 code for a protein of 479 amino acids.